UAAUGGAUAAGGCACUGGCCUCCUAAGCCAGGGAUUGUGGGUUCGAGUCCCAUCUGGGGUGGUUCUAUUUUAUCUUCUCUCACACUGAAACAUGGACAUAGUUUCUGAAUAGUGAUAGGACAUUACCAAAAACAAAAACAAAUGUUACAGCUACAGAACACUUAAUCAGCGCGUUAUGUCGAACGAGCCAAUGUAAUCUUUUGAAAGAACGGAAAUCAUUAGUUCAGCCCUACACGGCUAUGUUCCUCUGAUAUGUACAUGGAGGUGCAGAGUGUCGAACGUUGUGUGUUGUUUUUCGCUUUCUAUGCUUUUGUACACACUAAUCAUCUCCAAGAGGCUACUGCGUACUGGAACGAGGCCCAGAAAAGUGUAAUUCUGAAGGAGGGGGUGAUGGACACGCGAGAUGGGGGGGCCUAUGGGUUCUAUAAUGAUACCCUCCUCCUGACUGGGUGGGGGUUGUUGGAAGUCCGUGCAGGGUACGGAGAAAAAAAACAAACCGAUGAAACCACUUACUUUUUGGCGGGUUACCUGGAGGGCUUCCUUACGGCCAGACAGAUGUUCAGUCACUACUCCAACAUGUACCCACAACUGAUAAAGGACGAGGAAAUGGUUCAUACCGUUGAAAGCUUUUUGAGCAAGCAGAACUGCUGGAGCAGAGAGCAGGUGAAACUAAAGGGAAACAGUGACAUCUUGUGGAGGCAUAUGGGACUCAUCCUUGCUCAGUUGGACGGUCUGCAGGCCGGAGCUACAUACUGGUCGAAGACCCAACAAAUGGAGCCACUGUCUCUUCUAGCGGUCCAGUUUCUGAAUGGGAUGGGGGACCUGUUGGACCUAGUCCCUGCCCUGACUCCCCGCUCCAAGUCCUCCAGUGCGGGGACGGGGCCGUGGAGAAUGCCAGGAAUGGGCCACUGCACUGCUCUUAUAAAGGUGCUGGCGGGCUUUGAGAACCUGCUCUUUGCUCACUCUAGCUGGUUCACCUACGCUGCCAGCAUGCGCAUCUACAAACACUGGGACCUCCGGAUCUCUGGUCAACACACAGCCGCUGCAAAGAUGUCCUUCAGCAGCUACCCUGGACUGCUGUCCUCCCUGGAUGACUUCUACCUCCUGGGUAGCGGUCUCCUGGUCACUCAGACCACCAACGUGGUCUUCAACGUCUCCCUCUUCUCCCUGCUCACCCCUCACUCUCUGCUGGCCUGGCAGAGGGUGCGGUUGGCCAACGCCAUGGCUCUCAGCGGAGAGCAAUGGGCCCGCGUCUUCUCCAAUUACAACUCAGGCACCUACAACAGCCAGUACAUGGUGUUGGACCUGAACAAGGUGUCCCUUGGCCGAAGCAUGGAGGACGGGGCCCUGACUGUUGUGGAGCAGAUCCCUGGGAAGGUCCUCCAUUCAGACCAGACCCAGGCCCUACGCAGAGGCUACUGGCCGUCGUACAAUGUGCCGUUCCACGCCGACAUCUACAACCUGAGCGGGUACGGCGUGAUGUGGCGCAGAUACGGCGAGGAAUUCUCUUAUGACCUUUGCCCCCGGGCAAAGAUCCUGCGUCGAGAUCAGUCCAGGGUCUCUAGCUUGAGCUCUCUGAAACACAUGAUGAGAUACAACAACUACAAGCGGGAUCCCUAUACCAGAGGACAUCCAUGCAAAACCAUCUGUUGCCGUGACGACCUAAAACUGCGCAGAGCGCGCCCAGGUGGAUGUUAUGACACAAAGGUAACAGACUACCAUAUGUCGCGACAGUUGGUUGCCGAGGUGAUAAACGGUCCCACCACACAGGGGGGUCUGCGGCCGUUCUCGUGGCGAUGGUUCAACGGCACGGCGCAUAAAGAUCUACCGCCAACCUACAACUUCACCUUUAUCGCCGUGCGGCCAACUCUCCACCAGCCCUGACGUAGAACUACAUAGGUGCAGUUAAGGGUUUCUAUCGUGCUAUCUGAAGUCCCUGAAACACAUUCCAUGCCGCCAUCUUGAUGCUUCUUGACCAAAGAUACUGUACAAUCAUCUGUUGCUGUUUCUCUUAUGAUGAUGGUGAACAAGCACUAAGAUGGCGGGUAUAGGCAUACUGUAUAUGCAUGUCUUCCUAUCACCUGUGUCACCCUUCCCUUUAACACUUAUUUAACCCUUGUUAACUCCACAAGGCACUCUCUUAUAGGAAGUAUUUAUAAUAAUAAUUAGGUAUUCAGAGGGUAUCUCUGGAUACCUAUUGUUGUAUUUAUUAUUAAUAUUAUUAUCGGAAAGUGAGACUAUUAUAAUGACACGUUAGCACAACAUGUAUUUGAUCAAAAGGUGCAUAAGAAUUUGUCAAAAUAUGGUUAUGCAGUUAGCAGAGUGAAGAGGUUGUAGCAUAGUCAAGGUCUAUUUUGUCUAAUAACAAAAGUUCAAUUCAAAGAGCUGCAUAACAGAAAUAACCUUUUUGAUUGUCAGGGAGAAACGUGCCAUGAAUGACCAUGAAUUGACCUAAUAAAAAUAAACUUAAGUUGA
Molecule: messenger RNA, 2475 nt
Organism: Gadus macrocephalus (Pacific cod)
Lineage: Eukaryota; Metazoa; Chordata; Actinopteri; Gadiformes; Gadidae
Gene: plbd1b
Product: phospholipase B domain containing 1b
Exons: 11
Coding region: 253-1884 (543 amino acids)
Biological process (GO): phospholipid catabolic process
Cellular component (GO): extracellular region
Molecular function (GO): glycerophospholipase activity
Source: RefSeq, a predicted model, not a curated record